This is a messenger RNA of Lutzomyia longipalpis, 429 nucleotides long. RefSeq lists its product as uncharacterized. Bases 1 to 429 code for a protein of 142 amino acids. Lineage: Eukaryota; Metazoa; Arthropoda; Insecta; Diptera; Psychodidae. Gene Ontology annotation, cellular component: nucleosome. Gene Ontology annotation, molecular function: structural constituent of chromatin; protein heterodimerization activity; DNA binding. The record is from RefSeq and is a predicted model, not a curated record. The transcript has a single exon.
AUGGUUCGUACAAAGCAGACCGCUCGUAAAUCGACCAAAAACUUCACGCCUGUGAAGAAGCAGCAUAAGAAGUCGCCAUCCUCUAAGCAUCCUGACCACAAAUGUGUUCCUUAUUCAUAUCGAGAUGAGGUUCGUCAUCGCUACCGUCCUGGAGUUGUGGCCCUACGUGAGAUUCGUCGAUACCAGAAAUCUACUGAGUUGCUGAUCCCAAAGCUGCCCUUUCAACGUCUCGUACGGGAAGUUGCUCAAAAUUUGAAGGUCAAUGUCGGCUUUCAGUCGGCUGCCAUUGCAACUCUUCAGGAGGCUUCCGAGUCCUAUCUUGUUGGCCUAUUCGAAGAUACCAACUUGUGCGCUAUACACGCAAAUCGUGUAACCAUCAUGCCCAGGGACAUCCAGCUGGCUCGUCGUAUCCGUGGCGAACGUACAUAA